ACCGCUCACACACAAAUUGUACUGCUGUACAACAUCACUAAAAUUUCCUCCAGCCAACGGCCAAGCCGAUGAUGAUGACACCACCAUUUUUGCUCAUCAACGUUCGCAAGAUAGGCGAGAGUUGCUAGAUUUGCCGGAGAUGUGAACAGGAGACAGAGAGAUCACCGCGCUGUACACACACCCGCACGCACACAUCGCCGCAGCGAAACCAAAGCCAUUCGAUUCGAGCACGAGCAGACUAGGAGUAGUACAAAGGCAGCAGCAACGAAAGCAACCACUCCCCCCCCUGCUCGCCUCGGGUCGGCUCGGCUGCUCCUCCUCGACCUCGCGCUCGCGGCUCGCCUAACGAGGAGGAGGGAGGGGACCCGCCGCGCCCACCGCCGCGCGCGGGAGCAGCGAGAGCCUGAUGGGUUGCUGCGGGUCGUCGCUGCAGGCCGGGACCCACCCGGAGAAGCCGCCGGGGAGGGCGGCGGCGGCGCCGCCGCCGCACCGGCCGUCCUUCUCGCUGAACCAGCACCAGGCGCAGGCUCAGGGCGGCGUGGGGAGAGGGGGGGUGCCGGCGUUCGCGGAGUUCUCGCUGGCGGAGCUGCGCGCCGCCACGGGCGGGUUCGCGGCGGAGAACAUCGUGUCCGAGAGCGGGGAGAAGGCGCCGAAUUUCGUCUACAGGGGCCGCCUCCAGAGCAGCCGCCGCGCGAUCGCCGUCAAGAAGUUCCCCAAGAUGGCGUGGCCCGAUCCCAAGCAGUUCGAGGAGGAGGCCAAGGGAGUGGGGAAACUACGCCACCGCCGCCUGGCGAACCUCAUCGGCUACUGCUGCGAUGGGGAUGAGCGGCUUCUCGUCGCCGAGUUCAUGCCCAACGACACCUUAGCCAAGCACCUCUUCCAUUGGGAAAACCAAACUAUCGAAUGGGCUAUGCGUCUAAGAGUUGCACACCACAUUGCUGAAGUGCUUGACUACUGCAGUAGCAACAAACGGCCUUUAUACCAUGAUCUAAAUGCAUAUAGGGUCCUAUUUGAUGAGAAUGGUGAUCCUCGCCUUUCAUGCUUCGGCCUAAUGAAAAACAGCAGGGAUGGGAAAAGUUAUAGCACAAACCUUGCAUACACACCUCCAGAGUAUUUGAGAAAUGGUAGAGUUACUCCAGAAAGUGUCAUAUUCAGCUUCGGUACAGUGCUCCUUGACCUUCUAAGUGGAAAGCGCAUCCCUCCUUCCCAUGCUCUUGAUAUGAUAAGAGGCAAGAAUAUCCAAGUGCUCUUGGACUCACAUCUGGAGGGAAAGUACUCAACAGAAGAGGCAACUGCUUUGGUAGAUCUUGCUUCUCAGUGUUUACAGUAUGAACCUAGGGACCGUCCCAAUACGGGAAAGCUGGUUUCCAUACUUGAGCCCUUGCAAACAAAACUAGAGGUGCCUUCCUAUGAGAUGCUUGGUAUUCCAAAGCAUGAAGAAGAAGCGCCUCCUGCUCCACAACCACAACACCCUCUAUCCCCCAUGGGUGAAGCCUGUUCUAGGAUGGAUCUGACAGCAAUCCAUCAGAUUUUAGUUGCCACACAUUACAGAGAUGAUGAAGGGACCAAUGAGCUAUCAUUCCAGGAAUGGACUCAGCAGAUGAGGGACAUGUUGGAUGCUAGGAAACGUGGGGACUUUGCGUUUCGUGAUAAAGAUUUUAAGACAGCCAUUGACUGUUAUACACAGUUUGUUGAUGUGGGAACAAUGGUGUCACCGACGGUAUACGCUAGACGGAGCUUAUGCCACCUCAUGUCUGACCAACCUGAUGCUGCUCUCCGGGAUGCAAUGCAAGCACAAUGCGUGUACCCUGAUUGGCCAACUGCAUUCUAUAUGCAAGCUGUUGCUCUCUCAAAGUUAAACAUGCAGAGUGAUGCUAUGGAUAUGUUGAAUGAAGCUUCGCAGCUAGAAGAGAAGAGACAAAAGAGCCUAAAAGGACCUUGAAAGAGCGUUUCUUGGUUUAAAGAUGCAUCUGUUUAGUCUCCUUUGCGGCUCAAUGGUUUAUGUCGAGACAUGCUGUUCUUCAGAAAAAAAAAAUGUGAUACGUUCAAGGUUAAAAGAGUUGGGGAUGAUGGGGGAAGGCGAUGCAGAGUACUUUUUUUCUCCUUUGGAACAAGAUGUUGUAGAUCCCUGUGAUUGUAACUAUUUGGUUUGCCAUUUCUAUUAUGCAUUUUUUGGGAGGGGCACCUGUAUAUGUAACAUUAAUUGAAAAAAAAUGAAACAUGCACCAUGCAAGGGAAUUUGUGGUGGUCAACACAA
Molecule: messenger RNA, 2257 nt
Organism: Oryza brachyantha (malo sina)
Lineage: Eukaryota; Viridiplantae; Streptophyta; Magnoliopsida; Poales; Poaceae
Product: serine/threonine-protein kinase BSK1-2-like
Exons: 9
Coding region: 407-1942 (511 amino acids)
Biological process (GO): protein phosphorylation; brassinosteroid mediated signaling pathway
Molecular function (GO): protein binding; protein kinase activity; ATP binding
Source: RefSeq, a predicted model, not a curated record